AUGAACAAGUAUCGGAACCUUGCUUCAUUCCCACAUGUGGACAACGUUGAAAAUGAUGUUUUACGAUCACCAGACGCUGAUGCACAACCACUUCGAAAUGCAAACUCAGGCCCCACCAAAAUUCAACUCGCAGCCCGUCAGUAUGUUGCUCGAGAUUUGGAGACUUUCUACGGAGAUCCUCUUGAGUGGCCACUUUUCUACAGUACGUUUUGCAAUAGCACUGAAACGUGUGGUUUGUCAGAUGCAGAAAACUUAGCAAGAUUACAGAGAUGUCUGAAGGGCAAAGCGUUAGAUGCGGUUCGAAGUUCCCUGCUAGUGCCCGAGACAGUAUCCGAUGUAAUGGACACACUCAAAAUGUUAUUCGGUAAACCAGAAGUCCUCGUGUUUUCGCUAUUACAAAAGUUAAGAGAUACCCCUGGCCCGAAACAAGACAACGUACAAUCCAUCAUUAAUUUCGGAUUGAUGGUGAAGAACGUCGUUAAUCACAUGGUUGUUUUUAAGCUAACGGUUCAUCUGUCCGACCCUACAAUGUUAAAGGAAUUAAUCGAAAAAUUGCCAAUUCAAAUGCAAGUUGAGUGGUGUCGAUUCAAACGAGGAAAGAUGAACGUCAAUUUAGAAACAUUUAAGGAGUUUAUGAGCGAGUAUAUUGAAGUAACAUCGGAUGUGGCAUUUCCUUUGUCGGGUGGAAAGGUCAAGAAUUCAAAAGAACCUCGUGAGAAGCAAAGGUUAUUUUUACAUGCAGAUGGAAGUAAUGAUGAAUCGCAAGAAAAAAUAACGGCAAGUGUUUCCAGGCCGAUAGGAAGCAGAGAAAAAACCUGCGUCUUUUGUAACAACUCUACUCACGAAAUAGCAUCCUGCGUACGGUUUAAGGAUCUGGAAGUGGAAGAAAGGUGGAACGUAGUGAAGCACAGAAAUCUGUGCAGGGUCUGUUUGAUUCCCCAUAGAAGGUGGCCCUGUAGAUCAAAUAAAGAAUGUGAAGUUGAAGGCUGUCGCGUGCGCCACCACACCCUGCUACACUCGAGCACUGCUACGGAUAAUAACGUCUCGCAGUCUACAGAUUCGGCUAGUACAACUUACGUUUCACAUCAUAACGUACACAUUCUUACAUCUGCAUCUCUGUUCCGGUAUUUGCCAGUAGUAAUCAGAGGAGGUGAAAAAGAGAUUAAAACUGUUGCAUUUUUGGAUGAUGGCUCAUCUUCUUCACUCCUUGAUGCCAAAAUCGCCGAAGCCAUUGGUUUAGAAGGGGUCUCGGACUCGUUUUUCCUAAGUUGGACAAGUAAUAUUUCCAGGGAGGAGAAAAAUUCGAAACGCGUGGCGAUCGAGCUUCGAAGUAUUAACGCCAAACAAGGUUUCAAAUUGGGGAAUGUCCGCACCGUUAACGAAUUGAAAUUACCACGGCAAUCUUUGGACUACGACGAAAUGCAGAAACAUUAUCCACAUCUAAGGGGUCUUCCCGUGGAGAGUUACGACGAUGUUUCUCCUGGAAUUAUCAUCGGAAUUGAACAUGUACAUCUGUUAACCCAGUUGAAAAUCAGAGAAGGUCGACAAGGUGAACCAGUGGCAGUUAAGACUCGGAUCGGUUGGUGUGUUUUCGGAAAACAGUUAUCGUUCCUUGAUGAAGCCCAACAACUCCACGUGCAUUGCGACGAGUAUAUGGACAAUAUGAGUCUUCAUCAACAAAUGAGUAAAUUCUACGGUAUCGAAGAAGCCAGUACUAUCGCCGCACCCCAAUCAGAUUCGGACAAGUUGGCGGUAGAAAUCUUAAAUAAAACCACCUUGCGCCUACAGGACCGUUUUGAAACAGGGCUUCCAUGGAAAUUCAAAUACCCAGAUUUCCCGGAAAGUUUUGAAAUGGCAAAGCGUAGGAUGGUUUCCUUGGAGAGACGAUUGCAGAAAAAUCCACAAUUAGCUUUUGCAGUUCAGCAGCAAGUGAGUAGCUAUUUGGAGAAAAAUUACGCUCAUAUCGCCACGAAAGAAGAGUUAGCUAAAACCAACCCCAGGCGCGUCUGGUAUUUACCUCUGGGAGUCGUCCAAAAUCCGAAAAAACCUGGAAAAGUAAGGCUGAUAUGGGAUGCCGCUGCUCGGGUGAAUAACAUCUCCUUUAACGACAUGCUACUGACAGGGCCUGAUCUGUUGACUUCGUUGCCUUGUAUCCUGUUGCGAUUUCGACAGAGGAAUAUUGCUGUGUGUGGUGACAUCAAGGAGAUGUUCCACCAAAUUCGAAUUCGUGCUCAAGAUAGUCAGUCGCAGCGUUUCCUGUAUCGAGCGAAUCCUAAAGACCAGCCUCAAGUGUAUGUAAUGGAUGUGGUAACAUUCGGAGCGACUUGCUCUCCAUUCAUUUCGCAAUUCAUUAAGAACAAAAACGCUAGAGACCAUGCCGUAGAUUACCCGGAAGCAGCUGAGGCAAUAAUCAAGAAUCACUACAUGGAUGAUUAUUUGCAAAGUUUGGACACAGUUGAAGAAGCAGUGACUCGAGUACUAGAUGUCAAAUAUGUACAUGCAAGGGGAGGCUUCGAAAUUCGGAAUUUUCUCUCCAAUUCACCGGAAGUACUGACACAAAUUGGGGAGUCAAAAUUAUCUGAAAAGAAAUCGUUAAAUUUGGAGCCAGGCGUCGAAGAGUCCGAUAGAGCCGAGCGGAUACUAGGAAUGAUGUGGUUACCUGCGUCCGACCACUUAACGUUCAGUACUGGUUUAUACGCUGAAAUAUCGAAGUUUGUUGGAGGAGAAUUUAAACCUACCAAGCGUCAGGAGAUUUGGAAGCACGGAUCAGAAUGGGACGAACAAAUUCCGGAUGAACUGUUUGAAAAAUGGAAUCAAUGGAGUGAACUUCUGAAAGAUUUGGAUGUGGUACGUGUUCCUCGUUGCUUCUUCAGUGGAAUGGUAAGUAACGAGUUUGAAAGUCUCCAAUUGCAUAUGUUCGUGGAUGCAAGUGAAGCUGCAUAUGCCUGCGUAGCUUAUUUGAGAGUUUUACAUCACAACGUUCCUCGAUGUGCAUUUGUAACCGCCAAAACAAAAGUUGCACCUUUACGCCCUCUGUCCAUUCCACGUCUUGAACUUCAAGCUGCUCUCAAAGGCAGCAGAGAAAUGAAUAACAUUUGCUCGUCUUUAGAUCUGCAUAUCAAACAGCGUUUUCUAUGGACCGAUUCACAAACAGUGCUUGCUUGGCUACGUUCAGAUAGCAGAAAGUACCACCAGUUUGUUAGCUACAGGGUAGGAGAAAUUUUAAGCACCACGACUAUUAGUGAAUGGCGAUAUAUUCCUUCCAAGCUCAAUGUAGCCGAUAAGGCCACCAAAUGGGACAGUGGACCCGAAUUCUCUCCCGACAGUAUUUGGUUCAAGGGACCUUCAUUUCUACUUGACCCAGAGUCAGAAUGGCCACAAGAUAAAAAAGUUAACCCCACCACACAGGACGUGAGAAUUCAUUUUCUACACCACUUUGAGGCUCCAACUUAUUUCAUCAUUGAUCCUACUCGAUUUUCUCUCUGGAGCCACUUAUUGCGAACCACAACCUUCAUUAUCCGAGCAAUCAACAAGUUUCGAAAGUCAGGCAAAUCCGGAAUCCUUACAUCGGAAGAAUUUCAAGCGGCUGAAAAUGUGCAGAUGAAUAUGCAGCGUUGA
Uranotaenia lowii is the source of this 3618-nucleotide messenger RNA. RefSeq lists its product as uncharacterized. The coding region runs from base 1 to 3618 and encodes 1205 amino acids. Lineage: Eukaryota; Metazoa; Arthropoda; Insecta; Diptera; Culicidae. The record is from RefSeq and is a predicted model, not a curated record. The transcript has a single exon.